GGCGUCAGACGGGGGAGGGCAGCGCGACCCCAUUUUACGGAGGCAGAAAUUGAGGUCCCGGAGCGGAAAGGUUUCGCGUUUCCGGGAACAUCUCUGCAACAUCUCUAUAGAUCACUUUUUUCAUGCAUUCAGUGAACGCGUGUUGAGUAUACACCGUGCCACGUCCUGGUCGUCGGGAUGGUGGUCACUGAAAAUGAAGUCUGUGUUCUAGUGGCCACUUAUAAAAAGUGACUGGAGUCACAGGGGCCAUGCGGGAAACAGAGCAGAGUAGGAAGCUGAGGUUAGGGUGAGAUGCUCAAGAAGGCCUUGCUCAGGAGAGAACGUGUGAGCUGAGAACCGAGAACCAAGGGGUCUUCCUAUGUGAAGCUCAUGGGAAAACCUGGGCAGAGGAAAUGGGAGGUGCAAAAGCCCCGCGGUUGGGAGCGUUGAGAGCUUUGCAAGCCAGCGAAGCACAGAUCCAUUGUGUAACCUGCUGGAGACCCACUUGUCUCCAACCUCCUGUCAACCCACUACCACACCAGUUCCCAACAUUCUUUCUCACCAAGGCUACCUUCUGCCCGCUCUGCUUUGCUUUGCGCUUGGCAAGCCUUUUAUUCCAUACCCCGCAGCUAGCAGAUAAGCAUCUUUGUGGCCAAGUUCCAGGUGCACGUGACAGCUUUCUAUGCACACUGUAUCCUAUAUAGAGAGCAGUGUUUCUCAAAUCAUCCAUGGUGGAAGCAGUGGUUUUUAAUUUUCAGUUGUGUUUUUACAAUAUAACUUCACAAUUAUAUUGUAAAAAUCAAUAUAAAUGAAGUACUAGGAAAACGGAAGAUCUGAAAACAUAGGACAUAGAAGCCCAUUUAUUUUUUUCAGUACAACAGACAAAAUUUACUCUAUUAAAUUGCUGUACAAAAAAAUAGUUGCUACAUGUUUCGAAACCUUUACUCUUUCUAUGCUAGUCUGUUGUGAGCUGGCAACAGUUAUAGUGUAUCAGCACUAGACUGUGCGCCUUGCUUUUAGGAGUACUUAACGGUAGAGUGCCAAGUCCUAGGAUUGUCUGGAUCCAAAUUUCUCUCUCUGCCAAUUCCUAGAUGUGUAACUUAGGCAAAUUACUUAACAUCGCUGAGCCUCAGUUUUGCUGUCAAGUAGAACUAAUAAUAGUACUUGCCUUGGAUUUGCGCCAAUGUAGCUGAGCCACUUAGGUCUAAUCUUAUAAAAGACAUUUGACGAACAGUACCCUCUGUUAUGAUCAUUAUAAUUCCCAUUUCCCUGAAGAUUUGCAGGAAGAGCUCAUUUGUAUAGGAAAGCUGUUGACUACAAACAGAUAAAAGAAUCAUCAAGCAGCAUAGAUUACUGUGCUAGCUAAAAAUUAAUUGAAGGAAUAUUUCAGCAGCAAGCAUUUAGAUAUCACAGCAACCUUGUAAUAAAGUGGUUUUUUUUUUUUUUUUUUGAUACUGUAGGUACCACUACCACAGGGAUAUUCUACCACCAAGCUACAACCCGCCCCCCAGCUCUUUAUCUGUUUAUUUAUUUAGUCUUGCUAAUUGCUAAGGCUGGCCUCUAAUUUUCAAUCCUCCUUCUUCAACCUCCAGAGAGACUGGGAUUACAAAUGUGUGCCACCACGGCUGGCCUAUUUUUUUUUUGUUUUUAAUCCCUCUAGCAGAUACGGAAAUUAAAGCUCAAAAAAUUUAAGUAGAGUGCCCAAAGGGUAGCAACUGGCUUCUUGCACCUGGGUGGCCUCCGCACUGCCCUGUACAACUACAUCUUUGCCAAGAAGCAUCAGGGGAGCUUCAUCCUGAGGCUGGAAGACACGGAUCAGAGCCGCCUUGUGCCUGGGGCAGCAGAGAAUAUUGAGGACAUGCUGGAGUGGGCAGGCAUCCCCCCUGAUGAGAGCCCCCGCCGGGGAGGUCCUGCGGGGCCCUACCAGCAAUCUCAGCGUUUGGCACUGUAUGCCCAGGCCACAGAAGCGCUGCUGAAGACAGGAGCUGCCUAUCCCUGUUUCUGCUCUCCACAGCGGCUGGAACUCCUGAAGAAGGAGGCCCUGAGGAGCCAUCAAACGCCCCGGUAUGACAAUCGGUGCCGGAAUCUGAGCCAGGAGCAGGUGGCCCAGAAACUGGCCAAGGAUCCCAAGCCUGCUAUCCGCUUCCGCCUGGAGGAGGAGGCACCAGCCUUCCAGGACCUAGUAUAUGGCUGGAGUCGGCAUGAAGUGGCCAGCGUGGAGGGGGACCCAGUCAUCCUGAAGAGUGAUGGCUUCCCCACGUACCACCUGGCCUGUGUGGUGGACGACCACCACAUGGGCAUCAGCCAUGUGCUGCGAGGCUCCGAGUGGCUCGUCUCCACCUCCAAGCACCUGCUUCUCUACCAGGCCCUGGGCUGGCGGCCACCACACUUUGCCCACCUGCCCCUGCUGCUCAACAGGGAUGGCAGCAAGCUGUCCAAGAGGCAAGGGGACAUUUUCCUGGAGCAUUUUGCUGCUGCUGGCUUUCUGCCUGAAGCCUUGCUCGAUAUCAUCACCAACUGUGGCUCGGGGUUUGCAGAGAACCAAAUGGGCAGGACCCUGCCGGAGCUGAUAGCACAGUUCGACCUGACUCGGAUCACCUGCCACUCGGCCCUGCUGGACCUGGAGAAGCUCCCAGAAUUCAACAGGCUGCACCUCCGACGGCUGGUGAGCAGUGAGUCCCAGAGGCACCAUCUGGUGGGGCAGCUGCAGGCCCUUGUGGAGGAGGCAUUUGGGACCCGUCUGCAAGACCGGGAUGUCCUGGACCCAGCCUAUGUGGAGAGGAUCAUCUUGCUGCGACAGGGUCACAUCUGCCGCCUACAGGACUUGGUCUCCCCGGCCUACUCCUACCUGUGGACUCGGCCUGCUGUGGGUCGAGCACAGCUGGGCGCCAUCUCAGAGAAGGUGGAUGUGAUCGCCGAGCGCUUGCUGAGGCUUUUGGAAAAAUCUGGCGUGAGCUUAACGCAGGAUGUGCUGAAUGGAGAACUGAAGAAGCUGUCGGAAGGUCUGGAAGGCACAAAGCACAGUAACGUGAUGAAACUCCUCCGAGUGGCCCUCAGUGGACAGCUGCAAGGACCCCCUGUAGCUGAGAUGAUGGUGUCCCUGGGACCAACAGAAGUGCGGGAACGAAUCCAGAAGGUGCUCUCCAGUUAGGGAGAAGAUGUGCAGGACACUGGAGGCAGCUGUACGAACCUGUGGACCUGGGAGCUGCCUUCAGAGGAGAGGAAAGGGAGGCCUGGGGCCCUCUGGAGCACUACGGAAGGAGCUGAACAUGAACCGGAAUCCCUGCUGCAUAUGUGUGUUACAUGUACGGUGUAUUCAUGCUCCAUGGCAGGUCUUCAGCUGUCUCGCCUCCUUGACUCUGGGAGGGAUGUUCUUGUGUCUGUUCUUUCAAAUCACAUUACACAGCCCCAAAUAGUGUAACCCCAGAGAGCUCAGGGGUUAGGGUGCUGCAUCCGCCAUAACCAAAUACCACAGAACAACAGAGAUUUAUUUUUUCACAGAUCUGGAGGCUGAAGGUCCAAGAUCGAGCGGUUUUCCCCAAAGCCUCUUUCCUUAGCUUGCAGGUGCCGUUUCCUUGCUGUGCCCUCCCAGGGUCUUCCUCGGUGCACACAAACCUGGUGUCUCCCUGUGUGUCUUCAUCUCCUCUGACGAGGAUGCCAGUCAGAUCAAGGCUCGCCCUAACAGCCUCACUGUGUGACUUCUUUAACGGUCCUGCGUCCAAAUGCAGUCUACAUUCUGUGAGUUAGGGCUUCGUCAUAUGAAUUUGAAGGGGACACAGUUCAGCUUAUCAUAGUUUGGCAGCAGCCCGAACUAUGGAUCUCACUUUUGUGGUGCAAUUUGGAGUUAAAACGACAACAGAUAGGGCUGAGCAGGCUUUGUUUGGGGUUGAAAUGGGAGAAAUCAUACUUCUGCCAAGGGUGAGCCCUGUUUUAUGCUACUUUUGUCCUUGAACCUGGGACAGCCUUUCUCUGAAGGUCACCUGUUUCUGGUUCUCCAGAUAGGAUCCUUGGGCAGGAGACCUUCACCCUGCCAUUGUGUGUCUGUCUCCACGUCCACUUCUAUGCCAUUGUUUGUAAGUCAUUGUCUGCAGAUUUCCAAAAUGAGAUUUCCUCUUAGGGUCUUAGGUGACUGGGAGUAGCUGAAAGGAAAGGAGGCUGGUGCCUGGCGACAAAGCCCUUACAAGGCUUGUAGCCUUCUGUGGGCAGCCAGCCUCUAAGGUGGCCCCGUGAUCUCUGCCUCUUGGUACUCACCUGUGCAUGGUUCCUCUCCACCCUGGACUGUGCCGGCUGUUUAGGAAACGACACAGCUUGAUUUCUGAGGCUGGGUCAUGGAGUAUAUUUGGCUUCCAUCUUGUUUUGUCUAAUCCCUGACUUGGGGGAAAGCCAGCUUCCAGCUCGUGAAGACAGUCAAGCAGCCCUGUGGACGGGCCCUGCCCACAGCCAGUGGUGAGCCGUGUUAGCUGUUAGCUGCUGCUGCUUUUUUUUUUUUUUUUUUUUUUGUGGGGCUGGGGAUUGAACGGUGAACCAUGUUAGAAGCUGAUCUUCCAGGCCCAGCCAAGCAUUCGACGACUACAGUCCUGGCCAAUGUCUUGACUGCAACCUGCAUGAGAGGCCCAGAGCCAGAACAGCUGAGUGACACUGGUCUGGGAUUCAGACAUGCCCAAAUUGUGAUAAAGUAAAUGUUUAUUGUUUAAAGCCACUUGGUUUGGGAUAAUUCAUUACGCAAUAAUAGAUAACUACCUUAAUUUUUGCCCAGGAGAGUAGGGAAAGGAGAUUAAAGAGUUUGUUGAGCCUUA
This is a messenger RNA of Ictidomys tridecemlineatus (thirteen-lined ground squirrel), 4775 nucleotides long. It is a transcript of the gene Ears2, whose product is annotated as glutamyl-tRNA synthetase 2, mitochondrial. Gene Ontology annotation, cellular component: mitochondrion. Gene Ontology annotation, molecular function: zinc ion binding; tRNA binding; ATP binding. The record is from RefSeq and is a predicted model, not a curated record. Gene Ontology annotation, biological process: glutamyl-tRNA aminoacylation. NCBI's taxonomy places the organism in Eukaryota, Metazoa, Chordata, Mammalia, Rodentia, Sciuridae.